Molecule: messenger RNA, 864 nt
Organism: Echinostoma caproni
Lineage: Eukaryota; Metazoa; Platyhelminthes; Trematoda; Plagiorchiida; Echinostomatidae
Source: the annotation of a GenBank genome assembly
GUAGCGGCACGUGAUAAACAAUUCUUCUCUCGACAAUCCAGCAACACGAGUAAAUCCUCGUUCCUGUCGUCCACGUCCACCUAUGUAAGCAUUACCCCGAUCACACCGGCACGCAAAAGUGUGGCCGGUUGCCCCGUCAAUCCGGUUCCAUUGCUUCGUGUUUUGGAGAGUAGCAAUCAAGAUCUGAGCACAUGCGAACCUCAACCCGGUGCGAAUAAUAAUGAUAAUAAUGACAGUUCAUCCCCGGAGCCGAUCAAGGCGAGUCAGACUCAUUUGUUAGUCGUACCCGAUCUGGAUUGUAUGGAAAAACCGAGAAAACAAUUCGGUUUGGAUGUGCCCAAAUCCGGUCUAGCUCAACGUCGUUGCAGUACACCACUUCUCUCAUUGAACAAUGGCGGGGCCAAAUCGUUCGACCCUAUUCCUAUGCGAGAGCCGGAUCUGCGUAAGCAAUCGUUCGCAACACCACAAAUGCGUAGGAAAAGUAGUAACGAUGUGUUUGCUUCACUGUUUCACGGACGCACGUCAGAACCCUCGGCUCCGGGAAGAGCGGGUGAAGAACCAUUGCUUCUCCAGAUGCUUCGUCGACAACAUCAUCGCACAUUACGUAUUCUCAUCAUAUUACUGUUGGUGUUUGUUGUGUGUCGCGCUCCGCGUGCAAUUAUUCUCAUGAUCGGUUGGCUUCAAUCCCAUUGUUUGUGCGUAUCACCGACUCAGGCCUAUGCCUGGUUACACUAUGCCAGUUUAUGGUCCCAUACAAGUGCGGUGUUUGAUACCAUUGUGUAUGGUUUCUGGGGUAAUCGGACAUAUCGUACACGGCUUCGUCAUUGGUAUUCUAAAUGUAUCACCUGCACAAAACACGAAUAA